UGUUCCGCGGGAAGUCGGUGGGUCAGCGCAGGUCGCAGUAGAGUUUUCCUCUAAAAUUAAACAAAAUUUGAACGGAGUUUGGCGGAAAGGAAGAAGAACGACUCGGAGAGAACAGGCUGAUCUCAGGUUUGACCCGGUCCACAACAGGCUGUUCGGUGGUUCCGAAAACAAACAAUAAACAAACAGCACAGAUAAACAACACAGCACGAGGGAUCCUCUCAUUCUAAACAAACAGGAAGAAUUUCCUCUUCAGGAUGGAGCUGUCCUCUCUCCUCCACGACCUUCUUCUCUCCUCAGAGAAGCCCCUCCCCUCUCCUCGUCUUCCUCCAAUCACAGAGCUCCUCUCUUGGCUGCAGAAGAAGCUGAUUGGUGCAGCUGAUAAACCCACUGACCGCAGCUCCCUGAUUGGUCAAGUGGAGCAACUCUUCCAGGCCGCAGAUCCUGAUUGGCUGUUCUCUACGGCGUCAGAUGACCAGGAGAGCCGGUGGGAGGAGCUUCAGGCAGCGUACAGCUUUGUGAUCAGCGCUCUGAUUGGCUGUGCAGCUCUGCCGCUCUGUGAGGACGACUGCAGCUCAAUGAGCGCCGCGACCUAUCAGAGCGUCCCGAGUCGAGCCGCAGCAGUAAGCUCCGCCCUCUCGGCGCUGCUGGGAAACUGGGCCAAAGUGGGCGAGUCCAGAAAAGAGUUGACUGGGCUGCUUUUGGUUCUGGCUCCGCCCAUCUGCGUGUUCUCCGUCACACAUUUCCAGGAUCAGGCGUGGACCAGCCCCGCCUCCCGGGCAGCGGCACGGCGUCUUCAUGAGGCGCUGCUGAGGGCGGGCAGCUGGACAGACUCCGCCCACCUCCUGAUGGGGGACAGAGACGUGGAGAGCAGAGGGAUUCUGGGAGGAGUUCUGGACCUCCUGCAGCCACAGCUCGCCAAGAACACGUGGCAGCGCUGCGAGGCCGUGAAGCUGGUGUUUGUGUGGACCCUCCUGCAGGUGACCCGCCCCUCGCUGUCCCCCCACCUGCCACGCCUCCUGCCCCCCUCCCUCCUGCUCAGCGACCACUACAAGCAGGAGAACUGCAUGCUGGGAGUUCGCUGCCUGCACCACAUCGUGCUGAACACGAUCUUCGUCAGUUUAACAGAGCAGAGGUUCUGUAUCAGGCUCUGUUCAGACACCUGUACACGAGUGAGGCUGCAGUCAUCCAGCUCGUCCUCUCCUGUCUCCUCGACCUCCUUCUCGUUUUGGAGAGGCCCCCCUCCUCACUCGGCCCCGCCUCCUCGCGCAGGAAGCCCUGUCGCCACGACGACGUGCUGCGCCUGGUCCUGGCCCACAUGGAGGCGGAGCAUAAGGUGGCACUGCGACGCGUCUACGCCUCGGCUCUGCCGCUCUACGUGGAAAGGAUGGGCGUGGCCGUGUGCAGACACCUGCGACGGGUGGAGCGGGUGGUGCUGGGGUACCUGGAGGUCAGCGAUCCACCUGAGGAGGUGACCCGGCUGAAGAUCCUGGAGGUGCUGCAGAAAACGACCAGAGAGGCGUGGCCCCGGAUGGCGUGUCGCGUGGACGCUCUCCUUCGUUGUUUGUUACGUCUGCUGGUCGACGUCUCGUCUGACUCCAGCCUCGACGACUCUGUGCGACA
This is a messenger RNA of Austrofundulus limnaeus, 1620 nucleotides long. It is a transcript of the gene tti2, whose product is annotated as TELO2 interacting protein 2. Bases 255 to 1472 code for a protein of 405 amino acids. Gene Ontology annotation, cellular component: nucleus; TTT Hsp90 cochaperone complex; cytosol. The transcript is spliced from 8 exons. The record is from RefSeq and is a predicted model, not a curated record. Lineage: Eukaryota; Metazoa; Chordata; Actinopteri; Cyprinodontiformes; Rivulidae.